GUUCAACUUUGAUUUUCUUCUUCCUAUUUCUUUCCUUUCUUUCUUUCUUUUUUAUAAAAUAAUAUUGUAUAUACCACUCCUAAGGUUAUACAAUAUUAUUACUUCACAUAAUUUUGCAUUUAUAAUAACUGGGUGUUGAGCAUUGCUUGAUCCUCUUAUUAGCUUGUCAUAAUGGGGCUAUCAAGAACUACCAACGAUAGCAUAAGCUCUAGGAGCACAGUAUUCGAAACAGGCUCCAAGUUUGCUCACGAAGUUACUACUGGUACAAUACAUGAAGAUAGCUUGCCCCAGCUGGACGGCGAGCAAAAGUGUUACGGGCCAUGGGACGACUGGAACUUGUUUGAUCGGUUGACUAAUAGCGACAUUAACCAUGAAUAUGUCAUGGAUGAAUAUGUCAACUAUCUUACCAGCUUACUCAAAAACUUCCCUGGAGUAUAUAAGCCCACAAACCGCCCAAUCGGAUUGCGAUUAUCGGCGUACGAAGAUAAGAACGAAACUGAUAGGUGUGAAUCGUCAUGUCCUAGCUUAACGGAUGAUUCUACCUUGUCAGGGACUUCAUUCUUCGCCGAGAGUCGGAAAAGCCCCGUUCGCUAUUCGCCUAAACGACGCGAGUCGUUGUUCCCGUUGAAGUCAAACUUACUACCGACACUCAAUAAGAAUAAACGCUACGGAGGUUUCAAAGACUUGCGGACGACGCUACUUCAGUUACCGCAUGUGGAACUCGGAUAUUCUCUGGAUUCGAGACCUAAAUUUGAGUCGUGGUCUAAUACUCGCAAAUCGUUCAGGCCUGUUGUGAUCAAGACAUCAGCUCCACCUAAAAUUAGAGCCGAUAUCCAAACGCGAUGUUACGAAGCUAGCGAUUCUGAUUCACUUGAUUCCGAAACUUCGACAGACAUCUCUUCUGACGAUGAAGAAUAUGAUCCGUUUGAAAAAUUGAAUAACGCAAUCAGACGAGUCUUUUCGUUUAACGAACAGCUUGCAGAUAAAGUAAUCAACUACUUGGUACGCCUUCCACUACAUCGGCGAGCGAAGGUUUAUGGAUAUGGGGCCAUCUCCUCCUACGGCGCCGACGACUCACAGGAGUCAAGUAUCAUAGUCAAUUAUGGGGAUAACUUUAGGCCUACGAAGCGAAAGCGAGUCGACGAUACUUCGCCGGACAAUUUACGCCCAAACCAAACUCUCGAAGGCGACGAUCAUGAUGAUCGAGUCCUUGUUGACCAUCAACGUCGAGAAAAAGAUUUAGCUCUCAGGAGAUUCGCCUGUGGGUACAACCUUUUCGACAGGGCAAUAUACAGCCCGAUGAAUACUAGAGGAAGAACUGCGACACGAUAUAAAUCAUGUGCCGGUCCUGGAUUCUUGUCUCUCAACCAUUACAAGCGCCAUCUAGAACGUGUCCAUACCUUGCACCAAUGUUCUCGAUGCGGUGAUAUUUUUGACACAUCCGGAGAGUUGCAAAGCCAUUUAGCGCAAGACUCGAGAUGUAUCAAAUUGACAUUCGAACAUGAACGAGGUAUAUCUCAAGCUACGUGGGAUAAGGUCAAGGGCAUCCUUAAGAGAAAGCGCAAGGCCCAAGAUGAGCCUUCCGAUGAAGAAAGGUGGUUCCGUGUCUGGGAUGUCCUCUUUCCUGAGAUGCAUAGACCUCCGACAGCCUACUUUGAAGAGCCGCAGAUGCAUAGCACCUACCCGGCCAGAGCUUUGGAGGUCUUUGAUUUUCUGUUAACCAACCAACCCGAACUGGCCUCUGUCCGUAGCCACAGGGAUGAUAUUCUUAAAGCGUUAAGACAUGCUCUUGAUGUUGCUGGUCAAGGAACACAAUUAAAUCAGGAAGUUGGCGAUCAAGUUAUGAUCUCACCACAACCACCACCAUCAUCGCAAGACCCUUUACUAAACAGCAAUGCGCAACACCGGAGUCUCGACACUUACCAAAUAGCCAUCUCGGAGCCUCAUAUACCUGAUGAAAUCAACGAAUUUACUGGCCUGUCGAAUCCCUUGGAAGAGAUGGGAUACCCAGAUGACGUACCGAUCGAUAAUGUGGCCCUGUACGGGGUAUCUAGUUCAAUCUAUCCCGAGGUGGGUGUCACCGCCGAUGAAUAUGAUGAUGGGCCGUAUGGGAACCCUCUCAACCUUGGGAAUUUGUCUCUUCCUUGGUAAACAACACCCGACUUUAUCGUGAGGCCCGCAGACUAUGCCAAACGGUUCUAACCAGAACUGACUUAGAAGGAUGUUACGAAAGGAUGGACAUCGAGCUAUGCGAAUUACAUCCUUACGUGGGAUGGAUAUCAUAUGCACAUCUUCUUCAUAUAUACGUCCUGAUCUUUAUGGAAUCAUCUUAUAUGACCGGGACUUAGCUCUAUUUCGGGACUAAAAGUCAUAAAUAAUAGAUAUGUGCGAACAUGCCACAUCAUUUGGCUAUUCGGGUCUUGCAAACUACGUUGUGGCGGUACCCCGUAUUAUGAUUCGUCUCCCCGGCGUAACGUGGUACUAUUCUUAGAUGGAGAUCGAGCGACGCGUGUUAUAAAGUUUUGGCUGUCUAUCAAACUCUGCCGUCGUUCUCCGGUAUUGAUGAUCUGAAGAGAACAUCCUAAGGAUCCUCCCUGAGACUGAGGCAGCGAAGAUCGUAAGGCGCAAUGUUGCGGAUAUGAUUCAUCGACCUCGGGAUCGCUACCUAGGGUCGUGGGUCAUCCGGGAGAG
Molecule: messenger RNA, 2691 nt
Organism: Daldinia caldariorum
Lineage: Eukaryota; Fungi; Ascomycota; Sordariomycetes; Xylariales; Hypoxylaceae
Exons: 6
Coding region: 172-2151 (659 amino acids)
Source: RefSeq, a predicted model, not a curated record